This is a messenger RNA of Mercenaria mercenaria, 918 nucleotides long. RefSeq lists its product as uncharacterized. The record is from RefSeq and is a predicted model, not a curated record. The transcript has a single exon. Lineage: Eukaryota; Metazoa; Mollusca; Bivalvia; Venerida; Veneridae. The coding region runs from base 1 to 918 and encodes 305 amino acids.
AUGGCGGAAAGUAUGCUGCAGAAUAAAAAUUCGGCCAAAAAUUCACCCCAAAUAAUGCAAGCUAAAGAAACAGGUGCUUCGCAGAAGCCAGAUGCCGAUGCAAUUCAGCCAGAAGGUUCCUCGGGGAGGAAAGAAACUGGAAAAAAGUCAGAAAAACAGCCUGUAAAGUCAUCAGCAAAGUCGAAGGCUCCUAUCACGUGCGAGAAGGACUUGAAUAAAGAAGUUCUGAAAAUAUUACAGGAAAUGAACUCUAACAUAAAUAAGCAAGGUCAGGACUUGAAAAUAUUGUCUGAAAGAGUUGAUACGUUGUAUCAGGGCAAUGACAGUAACCAGGACUCCUUUGACAGUAACCAGGGAUGCUAUGAUGAUUCAUAUGAUUAUGAUGAUGAGGGCGACGAGAAUUACCCCCCUAAUUAUUCUGAUAAUGAUCAUUCAGUCGGAAAUGAUGAUGUCCAGAUUGAUCCACACCCGGUUGAACCCCCAUUCAAGAAACCAAAGACAUUAUUUCAGGGUCUUUCUGACAAGUUUCUGCUUGCAGACAAAGUGGACACGAAUGUAAACGAAGAUCUUGCAGACUUUGUCAAUAGAUCUUUUAGAAACGGUGUUCCAGAGGAAACAAUUCAAGAAAUCCUCAAAGAAGUACACAGACCACAGAACUGUGAAGCUUUGACAAAAACCAGAGUUAAUCCGGGUAUGUGGAGACUGCUAAAGGCACACACCCAAACUGAGGAUGCAAAAAUGCAGUUGAUUCAAAAUUGUGUUGUCAAAGCAUCAAUUAACAUUGUAAAGUUGUUGCACAAACAGGGAGACACCGAUUCACAAGCAUUUGAGUUGGGAAGUAAUGCCUUGGCGCUGCUGGGCCAUUCUAACAAACUUAUUAAUAACAGACGGAAAGAAUCCCACAAGAAUGAUUUUUGA